AUGCGCUCUUGUGCCGCUAGAAGGUGCGCUUUUCCCCAUCUUCCUCUCUGUAUUCGAUGUUCUUCAUCUUCCAUCAUUCUCUCUUCCCCUUUUCCACUCACCCCCAAGUUCUUUGCUCAUUCUCAAACCCGAGAUGUGAAUAGCUUUCACGACUCCAUAGCUUCAUUCAUUCGCUUCCUCCAUCAGCAUCCCCCACCUUCCAUACUCCAAAUUAAUAAGAUUUUAGGAUCACUUGCCAAGGCUCAGCAUCACCGCACUGCCAUCUCAUUGUUUGCACAAGCUGAGUUCAGAGGAUUCACACCCGAUUUAUUUACAAUCAACAUCUUGCUCAAUUGUUACUGCCAUUUGGAUGACAUGUAUUCUGCUUUCUCAAUAUUGGGAAAGAUUCACAAGAUGGGUCUUCAACCGGAUACUGUAACUUUAAAUACGCUGAUUAAAGGACUGUGCAUUGGGAACCAGGUUGGGGAAGCAUGGGACUUCUAUGACGAGCUAACGGCCAAAGGAUUCCAAUUAGAUGAAAUUAGUUAUGGAACUUUGGUUAAUGGGCUAUGUAAACUUGGCAAAUUAAGGUCUGCCAUUAAAUUGAUCCGAAAGAUGGAGAGGCAUUCAAUUAAGCCUAAUGUAGUCAUAUACAGUACAAUCAUUGAUAGGCUUUGCAAAUAUGGACAUAUUGUUGAGGCCCAUGCAUUGUAUUCUGAAAUGAUUGAUCAAGGACUUUUACCGGAUAUUGUCACUUAUAGCUCUUUAAUCCACGGUCACUGCAGCAAGGGACAAUGGGAAGAAGCUAAUUGGUUUCUCCAUGAAAUGAUGCUGAAAGGCAUCGAGCCUAAUGUUUAUACAUUAAAUAUAUUGAUUGAUGUGUUCUGUAAAGAAGGAAAGAUCAUAGAAGCUGAAGUUAUUCUUGGCAGGGAUGAUGAAAUGUGGCGAGAGACCUACUGUUGUAACUUACACUUCGUUAAUGGAUGGAUUAGGAAAAAUGUCAUAUGUGCAGGACCUGUUGAUGAUAUGCAUGAUAGUGGUGUUGCCCCAGAUGUAGUCACUUGUAACAUUUUGUUACAUGCAGUUUGCAAAAGCCAGCAUGUCGAACACGGGAUUGCAUUAUUUCAGCAAAUGGUUGCCUUGGGAGUUCAGCCUGAUUUGCACACACUUAACGUACUUAUUGAUGGUUUGUGUAAAGGUUAUAGACUAAAUGAUGCUUGGGAGAUUUUUGAAUACCUUUUGAGCAAAGGCUAUCGUGUAAAUGUCUACACAUAUAGCAUUAUGAUCAAUGGCCUCUGUCGACAAGGGCUUUUUGAUGAAGCCAUGACUUUGCUUUCAAAAAUGAAAGAGAAGGAAUGCCUGCCUAACUCAAUGACAUAUAGAAUACUUCUUCGAGCUCUUUUGGGAAAAGUGAGAAUGAUAGAGUAG
This is a messenger RNA of Neltuma alba, 1407 nucleotides long. RefSeq names its product pentatricopeptide repeat-containing protein At1g62910-like. Gene Ontology annotation, molecular function: mRNA binding; protein binding. The record is from RefSeq and is a predicted model, not a curated record. Gene Ontology annotation, cellular component: mitochondrion. NCBI's taxonomy places the organism in Eukaryota, Viridiplantae, Streptophyta, Magnoliopsida, Fabales, Fabaceae. Gene Ontology annotation, biological process: mitochondrion organization; RNA processing. The transcript has 2 exons. Bases 1 to 1407 code for a protein of 468 amino acids.